This is a messenger RNA of Ogataea philodendri, 237 nucleotides long. RefSeq lists its product as uncharacterized. The record is from RefSeq and is a predicted model, not a curated record. The coding region runs from base 1 to 237 and encodes 78 amino acids. Lineage: Eukaryota; Fungi; Ascomycota; Pichiomycetes; Pichiales; Pichiaceae. The transcript has a single exon.
AUGGUAACCACGUUGGGAUACGAAGCCCGCAGAGCAGAGAGCUUGGCCUUGGUCUUGGAGGACAAUCUAGCUUUCGAUAAGAAGUCGAACUUGGUGUUUAGCAAGAACUCAACGCACUGCUCCAAAAUCUCCAGGUUCUGCUCGUCCUCGUCGUCUUCAAAGUUGGAUUCCAAAUAUAUAUCAUCAAGAUUCAAAGUCUGGAAACCAGGGGUAUUGCUAAAGAUAUUGACUGAGUAA